AUGAAAACUCAAGGUUACCAGCUGGCAUCGCUUUUUGAUGCGAAAUUCCCUGGUAAACUUGAUGAUACCUUAGUGAAUCGACUAUGCAAAUCAAUAGUUUGUCAGCAUGAAUUUCACAAAAAAAUUUGGUCUCAGUUAUCAAACAGCGAAUGGGAUCUAAUUUCUAAGCACGCUUCGCGAUGGAAUAGUAAUUAUGAGUACACCACUGAGCUACACAUCAUCCUGAAAGUUGCAGUGGCCCUGUCUUUUCGUUAUGCCUUCCUUAUUGGUAAUGUGGAUAAAGGCCCUCAAGAUAUUGUGCUCUACUCUCUUAACUUGUCUGACAAGCAAGUCAGAGUUAUUCUUACUGAAGCCCUAGCCAGGUGUUUGGAAAAUAUUCUGUCUUUGGAUGAUUUGAAGCUAGUAUUGUGGAUCACUUCGCCAAAUUUGAUGACAUUUCUUCACAUUUUGUCUGCGGAAACCAAUGUACAUAUACAGAAAAAUAUUGUUGUUAUCUGUGCCCACAUUUUCCUUUAUCUUAUCACAAAUAAUGAAGUUUGCGUAGAUCAACAGCCUUUUAUUAAAUGCUUUGAAUUGUCGGACUUUGGAGUUGAUGUUUUACUACAUGUAGAGCAGCUUACAAGAAAGUUUGGUGUACGCUUCGACCCUUUAACUAUACCUGAGGAAUUUCAAUUCACUGUAGAAAAAUACAAUACAUUUUCAAGCCAAGCUCAAGUUAAAUUACUUUAUUUGACCUUCACAGGAAUUAUAAAUACUACUUCAAGCACGAAUUCGUGGAUCUCGUAUUUAAAAUCUUCUAAAGAUUUACCUCAGCUCUGCGUAUCACUCAUUAGUUUGUGCUUCAAAACUAAACAAACAUUGUAUCAUGAAUUGUGGGAAUUCGUUUUAAGUGAGUGGGUCUCUGCUCUGCACACCUCGUUGGUAGAAGGUAAAGUGGAUAGCAUACUUUCUAUUAUAAACCCUUUGUGUCUCUGUCCAGAUACAUAUCUUCAACUAGACACGGGAAGUGAGCUGUUAAAGAAAAUCUUAUCUGUUCUAGUAGAUCCUACUUACUCCUUGAAAGGUUCUUGUAUAGAACGGUGUUAUACACGUUUAUGGAUUUUAGCCAAGAUAUUACUUCGCUGUUCACCCACUUUAGUCAUUUCUUUAUCGGAUAUAAAUGAUGUAGUGGAUUAUUUAAUAUCACUAUCUAGCGACCAUUUAACCUCUAAGGAGAAUGCUGCAUUUGACUUUUUCAAGGAAAUUUGUCUUAUUUAUUGGGCUUCAGAGCAGUCAUUUAUCAGUAGUCUUAUUGGUAAACUCCUUGACUCAUUUAUAAUUCAUCGUGACUGUAGAGCCUUCUUUGUGUUCUUAUUUCCUACUAUGCAAAUCCUUCAAGAGUUAGCCUUGAGAUAUGGACAUAUGAAUGUGUACGAGAAAUUUUGGAUCUGUUUCUUUAAGAUACUAAACAAAGUGUACAAUGUAUUCAUAGAUCAAUCAGCUCUGUCAUCUAGUGUACAUAAUGAAAGAUUACUGGAGACAGUAAUAACAAUUUUGAAAAUAUUGAGCUGUGAUUCGUAUAUAUCACUGUGGACAGAUGAAUGCCGGUCAGUGUUUUCUAAGUUUGUAGAUGAUUCUAUGUCAGAUGUUGCAGUUGGAAUUUUCAAGAAUGAUGCUUGCUUCCGUGGACUUACUAUUUCAGUUUUCCUUAUCUUUAUGGUUUGUGAAUGUCAUGAUCAAUCUAAACAUGAUGCAUCAAAAUACAUGGACCAUUCUCCUGAAUACAUUUGGAAUACAAUUAAUCGUUUAAUUGAUUUCGACAUGAUGGAAAUAACAGAAUCAAAAGGUGUUUGUGAAGUUUUAUGGAAUGCUAUUGAGUUUCUUGAAAAAGAGUCUGUAAAACAAUCAAAUGAUUUAUGGAAAAAAGUGGUUUCAUCACUCAAAACCAAAUGGAAUCAAAAUUUCGGCGAGGAUUAUAUUUUAUCGCUACGGGAGUCAUCUAAUCAAAAGUAUUGUCCAGAUUGUAAAGAGAAUAUUAAAGAACUACUCGAUGAUAUUAUAAUAUCGAGUACUAGUAAUAUGAUCGCUGAUUGUACAGAAGGUUAA
Messenger RNA from Trichobilharzia regenti, 2085 nucleotides. Lineage: Eukaryota; Metazoa; Platyhelminthes; Trematoda; Strigeidida; Schistosomatidae. The record is from the annotation of a GenBank genome assembly.